This is a messenger RNA of Budorcas taxicolor (takin), 3493 nucleotides long. It is a transcript of the gene CERK, whose product is annotated as ceramide kinase. The transcript has 13 exons. The record is from RefSeq and is a predicted model, not a curated record. Gene Ontology annotation, molecular function: kinase activity. Bases 1 to 1608 code for a protein of 535 amino acids. Lineage: Eukaryota; Metazoa; Chordata; Mammalia; Artiodactyla; Bovidae.
AUGGGGGCGGCGGAGCCGCUGCGCUCGGUGCUCUGGGUGAAGCAGCAGCGCUGCGCCGUGAGCCUGGACCCCGCGCGGGCGCUGCUGCGCUGGUGGCGGAGCCCCGGGCCCGGAGCCGGGGACCCGGGCGCGGAUGCCUGCGCUGUGCCUAUUUCCGAGAUUAUCACUGUUGAGGAAACGGACAUUAACGGGAAGCAGUACACCAGCGGAAAAUGGCAGAAAAUGGAGAAGCCGUACGCUUUCACAGUGCACCGUGUUCGGAGGGCCCGGCGGCACCGCUGGCGGUGGGCGCAGGUGACGUUCUGGUGCCCAGAGGAGCAGCUGUACCACCUGUGGCUGCAGACCCUGCGGGAGCUGCUGGAGACGCUGACAUCUCGGCCGAAGCACUUGCUGGUGUUCAUCAACCCGCUCGGAGGGAAAGGACAGGGCAAGCGGAUCUAUGAGAAGAAAGUGGCCCCGCUAUUCACACUGGCCUCCAUCACCACCGAGAUCGUUGUAACUGAACGUGCCAAUCAUGCCAAGGAGAGUCUGUAUGAGCUUGACAUCGACAAGUACGACGGCAUCGUGUGUGUGGGCGGAGAUGGCAUGUUCAGUGAGGUCCUGCACGGCCUGGUAGGCAGGACGCAGAGGGACGCCGGUGUGGACCAGAACCAGCCCCGGGCCACGCUGGUGCCCAGCCCACUGCGCAUCGGCAUCAUCCCCGCGGGGUCGACAGACUGCGUGUGCUACUCGACCGUGGGCACAAACGACGCGGAGACCUCGGCCCUGCACAUCAUCGUGGGGGACUCGCUGUCCAUGGACGUGUCGGCCGUGCACCACAACAGCACGCUCCUGCGGUAUUCAGUGUCCCUGCUGGGCUACGGCUUCUACGGGGACAUCAUCAAGGACAGCGAGAAGAAGCGGUGGAUGGGCCUCGCCAGAUACGACUUCUCAGGGUUGAAGACCUUCUUCUCUCAUCACUGCUACGAAGGCACAGUGUCCUUCCUGCCAGCUCAGCACACAGUGGGCUCCCCAAGGGACCGGAAACCCUGCCGGGCGGGGUGUCCCGUGUGCAGACAGAGCAGGCAGCGGCUGGAGGAGGAGCAGCAGCGGUCGCGGUACGGCCUGGACGGCACGGAGGAGGUGGAGGAGUGGAAGGUCCUCUGCGGGCAGUUCCUGGCCAUCAACGCCGCCAACAUGUCCUGCGCUUGUCCCCGGAGCCCCCAGGGCCUCUCCCCGGCCGCCCACCUCGGGGACGGCUCCUCCGACCUCAUCCUCAUCCGGAAGUGCUCCCGGUUCAACUUCCUGCGCUUUCUGGUCAGGCACACCAACCAGGGCGAUCAGUUCGACUUCACCUUCGUGGAAGUCUAUCGCGUCAAGAAGUUCCAGUUUGUGUCGAAGCCCGCGGAAGACGAGGACAGCAGUGUGCUGGGCCGCGGGAAGAAGCGGCUGGGACAGCUGUGCAGCGAGCACCCUACCUCCUGUUGCUGCCGCGCCUCCAGCAGCAGCUGGAACUGCGACGGGGAGGUGCUCAGCAGCCCAGCCAUCGAGGUCAGGGUCCACUGCCAGCUGGUCCGGCUCUUCGCACGAGGAAUCGAAGAAAGCCCCAAGCAGGAGUCCCGCGGCUGAGCGCCGGCCGUGGGAACCGUGUCUUAGACAAUGACGACAGACCAAUUAUGUUGUGAUACAUUCAAAUUUAGAAAUUUAUUUUUGAUAGUUGAAUAUUGAUUUUAGAAAAAAUAACGUUUUUGUCAGCAAUUUUCGUGGACGAAUUUGGUAUUUUUGGUUCUGUGUGCGUCUGUGGGCUGCAUCUCAUCUGUCUCAGCCCCUGCAGGUGGCCCAUGCCAGCUGGGGAGCCAGCCCCUUAGAUUGCAGCCGCGCUGAUGGCCCGCCCGUGGCUCUAACGCAGCAACUCAGGGGCGGCACGCCCAUGGGGCCCCUGGGCUGCUCGGCAGGACCUGCCCUGCGGCGCUGGCGGUCAGCGCCUGCUGAGUAGCGGUUUGCUUUGUAGCACUUGCCUCUUCCCUCGCAAUUAGAGCAGCGCGUCUGGACGCUUGCUGUCUCCCGCAUCUACAAGGCAACGAUGUCCUAGUCUGCCUGGGGCAUCUACAAGGCAACAUCCUCGUCCGCCUCCGGGGCAGCCUGGUCCAGCGAGCAGGAGGGACUCCGCAGGUUGCACUCCCGUCACAGCAGCGCUUCUAGACAACCCGGCGGGAGGACAGGUCAGGCGGCUCGGAAACCGGCCGCUCGUGGUGCCCUGGCGAGUGUCUCAGCGCUUAGACGCCCCGAGCGCUCUCCCCACGGCGGGGGCUGUCGUGCCUGGGCUUGGUGGCCCGGGCUCGGUGAGGAGACGGGAAGCAGCCCAUGAACUUCAGACCAAGAGCCCCACUGUCCCGGGGUGCCCUUCCCGCAGCCCCGAGUCUGUACACGUGAUCCAGGUCCAUGCCUUUGUUGUCUACACACUUCCUUCCAUGUAUUUAUCGCAAGGUUCGUCCUGUAAACCGGAAGAGCAUGAACAGUGUCCUCGCUGGCCGUGUUUUCAUUUGUGCGCUGUGCAAGUGCGGGCCCCACCCCGGGCCGGGGGGCGCCUGGCCCGGCCCGGUUUCGUGCCUGUGCUUCUCUGCGUGGACAGCGCGUCUGCAGCAGCUUUAUCUGAGACCUAAGAGGGUGCCGCCCCCACCUGGGCUUGCGAAAAGGGAGCUCGACUGUUACAGGAGGCGGUCUGAGGGCCGCCGGCCACCAUACAGGGUCCGGCGGUCACCCUCGCGUCUAACAGAUGUCCUUCAUUCUCAGAACUCGUACGUGUGGCACGUCCUGUCUCACUCUCACCCAGGGCAGCUUCGACGGGUUUUUUCAGGAGACCGUGUUCCUAAAGGGUCCCCAAGAGGGUCUCCACAGUCUUGAUCGUCCCUGGGAAAUGUCAAUCACUAGUCUGCCCCCAAACCCACUGCUGUUUCUAGAAAAAGAGUCUAGGCCAAGAGUAAGCAUGUUCUGUUCAAGAAGGAGCCCCCCACCCCACCCCUGUAACGCCACGUGGCUCCCCAGUGGCCUUGGCCAUGUUCACCAACCGCUUGCUGACCUUCAAAACCGCAGAUUCUGGAACUGUCCCUGGGGGUCCUGUGACUGCCUGAGCCCCCACCCCCACCCCCACCCCAGGAGCUGCGGACGACCCCACCCCGGGACCAGAGGACCCUUCCGACCUUCCCACGAGCCAGGACUCUGGUGGCGCGACCACAGCCUAAACUCCAGGAUUUUAAGGAAAAAUCGGAACUGAUGGCUGGACAGGGAGGCCCCGGGGUUGCUGAGAAGCGCUGGCCCGCUUGUGGCCCUGUGCUCGGUGGUGCCGCGGUUCCCCUCUUCCUGGUCAUGCAGAGGCCAGGGCGGCCGGGGUGCCAGGCCCUCGGCGCCAGCUGACUCUGCCCUCACGGCGGCCCCGCGGAACUGGGGUGGCAACGGAAAGUGGCUUAACUUCCUUUCUAACCUUGCUGGCUUCAAGGUUAGAAAACAGUGAAUU